Fopius arisanus is the source of this 2384-nucleotide messenger RNA. Its product is annotated as NAD kinase. Gene Ontology annotation, biological process: NADP+ biosynthetic process; NAD+ metabolic process. The transcript has 7 exons. Gene Ontology annotation, molecular function: NAD+ kinase activity. NCBI's taxonomy places the organism in Eukaryota, Metazoa, Arthropoda, Insecta, Hymenoptera, Braconidae. Bases 498 to 1763 code for a protein of 421 amino acids. The record is from RefSeq and is a predicted model, not a curated record.
CCUCAGUAAUACAGCUGCGGCCGUCACUGAUACCAGAGCUCAUAAACAUUCAAAUCAAUUCAUACCUCAAUCCCAGAGAUUGACAAUUCUCAGUAGACAAGACCAUUCAUUCUUCUUCGGUGCAAAAAGAAGUCGUGAGAAUCCAUUUUCGGUAGCAAAAAUCGCAAGUGCGAGAGCCGACAAGUGUUAUUGAUUAAGGAAAAUUAAUUCGUGUCUGUCGGUAAAAUUAGCGAUUUAAAUCGGAGUGGUGAUUUUUUUUUUCAAGUGACAAGUCAGUGUGGCACGUGAAACCCACGAUUUUGACACGCACCGAUCGAUAAAACUAUCGAUCAUGUAUUUGGAAGUCGCGAUCAAUGCCAUCUGACCUUCGGCGGCGGAAACUGAUUAUUUGAAAUCGAUAGUUUCCUGUUUGAUGACGCGAUGAAUGGAAAUCGGUGAAUUAUCGUGGGAUUUAGUGGAUUCUAUGGGGGUCAGGAGGUGGAAGUGAAUCGCCGGAGAUGAGGGACAUUAAAUCACGGAGGAGGAGCGUCGGGGAAUUCCGGGAAUGGAAUGGAAUUCCCGAGGGUGCGGAUUAUUGCGAUGAGUCCGAGGGCCGAAGGAGGAGACGAUCCGGCACUUGGCCGCGAACCAGGAGUCUCAACGCACCUAGUCCCAUUCAGCAGUUUGGGCCAUGCGGGAGAAUUCUCAAAAAUUCUGCGAUGGUCAUGACCAUUCAGGAUCCAGCCUCCCAGAGACUGACCUGGUACAAGCCGCCCCUCACAGUUCUCGUAAUAAAAAAAGUUCGUGACUCCUCAGUGCUCCCGCCCUUUGUUCAAUUAGUCACAUGGCUCAUAGAGGAAAAACGAAUGGUGGUUUUCGUGGAGGCGUCUGUCUUGGAGGAUCCGGCGUUGGCGAGGGAUCCAAGAUUCCAGGGUGUUCGUGAUAGACUCCAGACUUUUCGAGAUGGUACUGAUGAUUUGCAGGACAGAAUUGACUUUAUUGUGUGUCUCGGUGGCGAUGGGACACUGCUUUAUGCCAGUCUAUUGUUCCAACAAUCGGUGCCACCUGUCAUGGCUUUUCAUCUUGGAUCUCUCGGUUUCCUCACGCCAUUUGAGUUUGAUAACUUUCAGGAACAAGUUACUAAUGUCCUUGAGGGUCAUGCUGCAUUAACUCUGAGGAGUCGCUUACGAUGCAUUAUAAUGAGAAAGGGUGAGGACGGACAGCCGACGAAACCCCCUACAAAUCUCCUCGUCCUCAACGAAGUUGUUGUAGAUCGUGGCCCAUCACCUUAUCUAUCAAAUAUCGAUUUAUUUAUCGAUGGAAAGCACGUGACGAGUGUUCAAGGUGAUGGUUUGAUCGUCAGUACACCAACAGGAUCAACUGCGUACGCUGUGGCUGCUGGAGCGAGUAUGAUCCAUCCUUCAGUACCUGCUAUCAUGAUUACACCAAUCUGUCCACACUCGUUGUCCUUCAGACCCAUCGUCGUCCCAGCUGGUGUUGAACUCAGAAUAAUAGCUAGUGAUCAGGCACGUAACACAGCCUACGUUUCCUUCGAUGGUCGUAAUCAGCAAGAGCUGCAGGCUGGGGACAGUUUGCGAGUGACAACGUCUAUCUAUCCAGUGCCCAGUAUCUGUGCAGCAGAUCAAAUAACUGACUGGUUUGAUUCAUUGGCUGAAUGUCUGCAUUGGAACGUACGAAAACGCCAGAAGCAUCUGGACGAAUUGAGCGAUCUUACCCACUCCUCCAGCAAUGACACCCUCGACUCAUUGGAUCGUGAUAGCUAGGGAUAAAUAAAAAAUGUAAAAUUACCCAGAUUUCUUCGAAAACGCCCCGAGAAAUGAUCAAAAAACCCAUGACCCCGAAAUAAUCAUAAUAAUUCAUUCAUCAAAAGCAUAAAUAUGUAUAAAUAAUCGAAAAAUAGUCUUUAAAAAAUAGAGAAUUUACUUUCUGUGGAAAGAACAAUAUAUUUUCGAGAAACGACCAUUAACUAUCAAUAGAGACAUAUUUAUUGCUCAAUGAAAGGAAAUACACCGAGAGGAGCAAGAUCUUUCAUUUAUUCAACUUAAAAAAUCAUUCAUGUUAUUGUAAUUUCGUUGUUUAUCGAUGAAAACUGUAAUUACGUUAGAUAAUUUUCACUAUCGAGAGAGUGAAAUCAUAGUUUUGAUCAUUUUCUGAGGAAAAAAGAUGCGAAGGCAUCGUUUAGGCCUAUUAUGAUGGGUAAAGUCGAUUAUGAUUUAUUUUUCCGGUAUUUUUACUUAUUAGAAUUUUCUUUUGUAUAUUAUCAGAGUAAUUGUGAGUGAUAGCUCUGUUUAUUAUUGUUGUGGAUAUCUUUGGAUCGAGUUGUUAACGUUUAUAAGAUCACGUAUAUGAAUACGCCUUUUUAAUAAAAUUAUUUUUUUACGAAA